AUGAACAAUUUAAUGAAUUGCACCCAAGAAGAAAAGAACAUCUCAGAUGUAUGGAGUCCCAAUGUGGUUCUUGCACUUGGAAUUUCUCAAAUGAUCACUAAUUUAGUGUCUGCUGCAUUUAACUGUUAUGUGAUUUUUACUAUAGCAUUUUCCAAAGACCUUACUAAAUAUAUUUUUAUACUUUUUUGCAACUUGGCUGUCUCUGAUCUUCUGGCAAGCUUAUCUGGCCUCUGGAUAUCUCUGCUGUUUAUAUCAGAUCCUGAUAGCACCAUAUUUGGGUCAUGGAAGAUCCUCAUCGCCUAUGUCUCUUACACCAUAUCCAUAUUAUCUACAGUAUACAACUUAGUAAGCAUUGGCAUAGAGCGCUAUUUGGCGGUAUCUGGAGGCUCCUGGUCUAAAUGUCGAGUUUCCAAGAAUCAGAUCCUGUCGGCGGUGUUCGUUAUUUGGACAGUAGCUAUUAUUCUUGGCUCACUGCCUCUAAUGGGAUGGGAUUGUUUACGUAAAGAUGGAAACGUAUCUACACUUUAUGGACCUUUCUGUAUUGACUAUUUAGUUUUCAUCACGAUUCCUAACUGCAUUGUUGCCUUUGUCUUCCCUCUGAUAACCUAUAGUGGAAUCAUUUUAAUAUUAAGGAAGCAGAAGCUGUGCAUGCUGGCACAUGGGCAACACGACCAUGGUACCUACAAAGCAGCUGAAAUACAGGUAGCCAAGACCUGCAUUUUUAUCUGGAUUCUUGCCAUUGUCUCGUAUGCUCCCUUCUUUGCUGGGGUUCUGUGGGAUGUCAUCAAUACCAUUUGCCCAGAAGAGCUACAGACAAGUGUGUUUGUGUUCCGCAACCUCACUGCUAUGAUGAUCACACUGAACUCCUUAGGGAACCCUGUUAUUUACACUCUUAAAUUUAAAACUCUGAGCAAUAGUUGUGUGUUCUGCAGAUGUCAGCCAAGCAAUCAAGUUUCAGCUUUGACUCUUGAAGAUGCCUGA
Pseudophryne corroboree (corroboree frog) is the source of this 981-nucleotide messenger RNA. RefSeq names its product lysophosphatidic acid receptor 1-A-like. The transcript has a single exon. Gene Ontology annotation, biological process: regulation of metabolic process; adenylate cyclase-activating G protein-coupled receptor signaling pathway. Bases 1 to 981 code for a protein of 326 amino acids. The record is from RefSeq and is a predicted model, not a curated record. Gene Ontology annotation, cellular component: plasma membrane; cytoplasm. Lineage: Eukaryota; Metazoa; Chordata; Amphibia; Anura; Myobatrachidae. Gene Ontology annotation, molecular function: G protein-coupled receptor activity.